AUGCGUUUGGCAUAUAGUCGUAACGCGAUAUCGAAUAAGACCGUAAAUCAUAGACAUGGUAAAAUGGAUUGGUUACUUACUAGGUCUCAGUUGACAAUACAAAUAUCUAUUUUGGACCUCAUUUGUAUUCAAGAUCAUACGCACUCUUCUAAUUUCGAACUCAAAAGUUAUGAACCCUUUUGUGGAUCGCCGAAAUCAUUUGAAUUACGAAGCACAUACAAAUGCUUCUGUUCUUUUUUCUGUUUGCCAUUUGUGGCAACAAUUUUAUUUACCAGCUUCACAAGUUCAAACAGCAAUGUAUAUAUUCAACCAAAUGAUGCAGUUUCAAGUCAGAAUGCAAACUUCACUCCUGGUUAUGCAUACGUUGAGUCGUUAUUGCCCGAUGAUGUCAUCCUUGAGGAUACAUGGCGAUAUAGACCCUUUCCAGGUAUACAAAUACCCGUUGUUCGAUCACCCUAUCCAACUUUUGGAUCACCAUGGCCAUUACCACAGUUUUGGUCAUCAUCCUUCUGUUAUCAUACUGUAGAUUCGAAAAAUUUCCAUUUUCAAUUGAAUGAAGUUUCGAAUGAUAUUUUAAAAUCGGCCGUAAAUCGAUACACUUAUAUCAUACAUAAUAAACUUGGCUUUGGUGUCUACCCUAAACUAUGGCAACACGAUGAGGGCAAUUUAUCCACGUAUUUAUUUGAAAACUACCAAUCGAAAUGUGGGAGAACCCUUAGGAAAACUAGUAACAGUGAUAAUCAUAUUAAUAAUCCCAACAAAAGAGCCAGUGGACAUCGCCCAUCACGUCGUUCUUACACUUCAUCUUCCGGCUUUUCCACUCCUGAUUCUUUGAAUAGUAACUAUUUACCGCAUCACUAUAUUGCUGAACAAAUAGCUUGGUUGAUAAAAAAAUACAAAUUAUCCUCAUCCACUAUCUUAUAUAACAGGAUUCAAAAGUAUGCUUUAUUGCAUGUGGUAAAGUCUGGUUCAUCAUGGCCUCAUAUCGAUAUGGAUGAAUCAUAUAUUUUAGGUGUUUCACAAAAUGGAAUUCUCAUUGUUGCUAACGAAACAUGGGGUGUUUUAAGAGCCUUGGAAACUUUAAGUCAAUUGAUGUGGACUACAUCAGAUCAUUCUCACGUUUUUAUUAAUCAAACGUAUAUAGAAGAUUUCCCUCGUUUCAAACAUCGUGGAUUAAUGCUUGACACUUCUAGGCAUUUUAUGAGUAAAUCUGUUAUUCUGUUAAACUUGGAGGCUAUGAGUUACAAUAAACUGAAUGUCUUUCAUUGGCAUAUGGUGGAUGAUCAAUCAUUCCCUUAUCAAAGCAAUGUGUAUCCUGAACUUUCAGCUAAAGGUGCUUAUCGAAAGGACUUGGUUUAUACCACUGACGAUAUUGAUGAGAUUUUGGAAUUCGCUCGAUUUCGUGGUAUUCGUGUAAUUCCUGAAUUUGAUAUACCAGGUCAUACUCGAAGUGUAUCCUUAUCACAUCCAGAAAUCAUGUCUCAGUGUUACUAUAACUCCCAGAAGACAGCGUAUUUCGGUCCACUUAAUCCAGCUGUGAAUAGAACAUAUACAUUUUUAGAAAAUUUAUUCAACGAAAUAUUUCGCUUAUUCGUCGAUGAUUAUGUUCAUCUAGGUGGUGAUGAAGUAGAAACUAUAUGUUGGGAACGGGAUCCUCAAAUCACUCAAACGGAACGGUAUUCUGCUCAUUUCAAUCCAAAUUUUUGGAAUAACUACUUUUGGAGACGUGUCCAGAAUUUGGUCACCAGAAUAGGUAACAGCAGUCCUGAUUUAAGGCGGAAUUUAAUUGUAUGGCAAGAUGUUCUGAAUCAUGUUACCGAGGUUAAAAAAACACUAUUGAUACAAGUCUGGAGUACUUCACCGACUUCGUUUUUAUCUCAAGGACAUAAUAUUAUUUAUUCAACCUGUUGGUAUUUAGACUCGCUUAACGAUAUGAAACGUUGGACAGAUUUUUAUCUAUGUGAUCCUGCUAAUGAUGCACCAAUGAAUACUGAACAACAGAUUAUUGGUGGUGAAGCCUGCAUGUGGAGUGAAUACCAAUCGGACUAUACAGUUCUCAUGAGAAUCUGGCCAGCAACAAGUGCUAUUGCAGAGCGUCUCUGGAGUUCUAGAAAUACAAUCGACUUGGUUUAUGCUGGUCCACGUAUUGAAGAACAGAGAUGUCGCCUAAUCAAUCGAGGUAUACCAGCCGGUGUUCUUUUGGGUCCAGGAUAUUGUGAAGGUCGUAAAACUCUGCCAUCAUCAUGGGACAUCAAUGAAAUUGUAUUGGAUGAGCAUAAAAAUAUUAAAACUGGAAUACAACGAGACAAACUGAAUGCGAAUAAUAAUGACUUUAAUUAUAAUGUGAAUGAUAACUGUCAGACAACUAUGAGUGCUAAUCAUUUAUGGAGUAGUAGUAUAGAUCUCUUGAUUGGUAUUCUAAUCGGUGUAUUAAUCAGUUUUGUACUUCGUAAUCGUAAUUUCCUCCUGUUUCGAAAAUGCAGUCGUAACUUCGUACCGAAAUACGCGAUUUGUUCACUUGUUUGUAUACUUCUAUUGGUAACAGUUUGCAUUGAUCGUAAAUAUUCUUCAUUUCCAACUGUUUGGAAUAGAUACUAUCAUGAUUUUGACAAUGUUGAUAAGCGGGACCAAGCUGUGCGUCAACCUGACAAUUACAAAGCAGGAAAAGAUUAUCCAAUAGGUUGA
This is a messenger RNA of Heterobilharzia americana, 2685 nucleotides long. The record is from the annotation of a GenBank genome assembly. NCBI's taxonomy places the organism in Eukaryota, Metazoa, Platyhelminthes, Trematoda, Strigeidida, Schistosomatidae.